Messenger RNA from Polypterus senegalus (gray bichir), 4013 nucleotides. RefSeq names its product ankyrin repeat and MYND domain containing 1 (gene ankmy1). The record is from RefSeq and is a predicted model, not a curated record. Bases 235 to 3348 code for a protein of 1037 amino acids. NCBI's taxonomy places the organism in Eukaryota, Metazoa, Chordata, Cladistia, Polypteriformes, Polypteridae. Gene Ontology annotation, molecular function: protein binding. The transcript has 18 exons.
AGUAUGGUCCUUCGUUUGAAAAACGGAAUCACUACAAAUAUGUUAGACUUCUUCUGGGUUUGCCCGGAACUUCUGAAACUUGUUUUGUUUUAUAGAUUUUAAUGUAACUGAUAAUUGCAACGCCACGGCCGUUUCGGAGCGCCCUACGCUCGUAACAGAUGGAUCCCAAAUCUUUCUAUCAGACAAAUCAUAUGUAAUAAUACUGUACACAAUUAAAAAGUGUAUGGUAGACUGAUGAUAAGAACAAACCUCAUAGUUGCGUGUGGAAUUUCUCCGGAUCCAGCGACUCACUCGGAGCAGGUAAACAUGCGGGUGGAUCACAGUUACUCUGGAGAUCUGGUGGACAUGAAGAAGCAUGGGAUGGGAGUACAGGAAUGGGCUGAUGGGUCCACAUACAAGGGGCAGUUCCAGAAUGACAUGAAACAUGGGUUUGGCGUAUUUACCUGGCCCAACGGGGAGAUAUAUAAAGGUGAAUUUUAUAAAGAUCAUCGACAUGGACAUGGAGUUUAUCAAUGGCCUGGAGGCUCUCACUUCACAGGGAAGUUCUUCCUAAACCGCAAAGAAGGAUAUGGGAUUUUGGAAUAUGAGGAUGGAACUAUUUUUCAUGGGCUAUAUAAAAGUGAUGAACGGUUUGGUCCUGGAAUUAUGACUUAUGUCGAUGGCCGGCAGGAUGUAGGCCUUUGGCACCGCAACCUCUUGGUAAAGCUUUGCAGCAGUAGUGCUGGAGCUUUCAAGGUGUCUGAUAUCCCUGAGUAUCGCACCAGUGUUGACAACAGGCAGAACAUCAAAACAGUUGACUUUGCCUGUGAACCAGAGGUGACAGACGUUGACAUCCAAAAGAGUACUGAGUCAGACAGUGAUCCUUUCUUCUAUGCUUUCAAGGAGCUGCUAAUAGAUGAUCAUUUUGUGCUGCCACCUGAAAUUCAAAGAUACUCCAUUGACCCCGAUCACCUGCCUAUGACACAGUCUGUCAAAAAUGAACUAAUUCAGAAGUUUUUUGGGGAAGAGAACUGUCUGGGUUUUGGGAAAGGACCUUUCAUACAAAUGUCAUCUGCCAGCACUUGCCACCUGCUACUUGUGAUGCAUAGACACAUCAACAGACACAGGUGUGAACAGGAAAAGUUAAACUGGGAUAUUGUUCCAAUUCUAAAUGGUAACAGGGACCCGUUUGGUCCAAAAGGUCCAAUAGAGCUGAAUUCUGAGAAGCUGAUUCUGGAGUCUUCUUCCGGGAACUCUCAAAAUGUCUAUAAAAUUCUGAGUAGUGGUCUUGCUCACCCUGAUGUGUCAGAUGUUAAUGGACACACUGCUUUAAUUGGAGCAUCCGUUGGUUGCCAUCAUGAUGUCAUUAACCUUCUACUGGAUAGUGGAGCAGAUGUCAACAAAAUGAACAAUGAGGGAUUGUCUGCCUUUGCUGCAUGUAAUGUGCUUUAUUAUCCACCACAAUCUUUCCAAGAAGAAAGGACAGAAGAAAUUACUGAGGAGGACAAGACAAUACAAUCACAGAAUAUAUCUGGGAACACUGAAAUGAACACUGAAAUAAAGGAUGACGAAUGGUUAAAUGAAAGUGAUAUACAAGAAGAAGUGUCCAUGGAGAAGGAAAGUUUGAAAUCUGUUAGUGGUGUUACUUUCGAACCAAGCCUGUCUGUCACAGAGGGGAUCAAAAAAAAAGACAAGAAAACUGAUGCUCAAGGGAAACAGGACCAGGCUUUAGAUGAUGCUUUUAAUUCUGCUGAAAGUUUACUGAGCUUUACCUUUGAUGGCUCUGAGCAGACACUCCAAGCCCAACCUUUUUCCCACAAAAAAUUUGUGAAGUCAUACAGAGAGUCUUUAGACAAUAUUCAGAAAUUGGCAUCCAAAAAUUCAGAGGGCUUGCAAUCAACAAUCAAGCUGUUACUGAGCAGGGGAGCCGAUCCCAAUAUUUCAGUGGUGCCAGUGCCAGCGCUUUUCAUUGCAGUCAAAGCGGGUGACAGCAAAGCAGUUCGGCAUCUUCUGGAAUGUGGUGCCAGGACAGAUCUAACUCUUUCAAAGGAGCUUAAAGGCCUGAAUUCUCUACAUAUUGCGGCAUCAUUACCAGGGACGGAGGCAGUUGAGAUCACAGAGCUGCUGCUGCAAGCUGCUGCCGAUCCAGAUGUAAUGGCACUGGAUUCAGAAGACUUACAUGAGCCUGAUGAGAACUUCAGCAAAGAACCACCUUCAGGAUUCAGCACAAAGCCCCGUAGCUCAUUAGGACCACCCCAAGAAUUCUAUAGCCUGCCUGAUAAAAAACCAGUGGAAGGGGGCCGGACACCUCUACAUGUUGUUUGUCAACAAGCCAUUAAUUACAGAAAUACUAGAGAUGUAGUUCGUGUGCUGCUAAAAUAUAAGGCUGAUCACAGUUUGCUGUGGAGUGGACAUUCCGCACUCUCGCUGGCUAUUUCCACUGGCAAUCAUUUGGCAGUAGAGGAGUUAUUGUCUGCAGGAGCAGAUCCCAACCUUCCCUUGGGUGAUCGAGUAGGAAGCUCACUGUGUGCUGUCUGCAACAUCAACUAUGGAAAUAAUCGGAAGCCACAAGAAAAAAUGACAUUGUUAAAAAGGCUGAUAGAGGCUGGUGCGAACAUACUGAUGCCUAUCACCUUAGGUGACAGAGUGCCACCAAUGAUAGGAACAGCAGUGGAUUAUGGAUUCUACUCAUUUUUCCAGGAUGCCAGGAUUGCUCAAACGUCAUACCAUGCUUUGAACCCAGCUGAGCGAGAAUUGUUCAAUUCCCGCAAAGAGCAGCUUCAACUGAUGGCUGAUCUUUUACGGGAUGCUGUAAUACAGAAGGAGAAGGAGAGGAUAGUGAGAGACUUUGAACAAGGCAUUCACUAUUUGAAUCCAUCUGCUCAUUUUGUUUAUACAAAAACAGGAACUGUCUUAAAAGAUUUAAUAUCUAAAAGUAUGAGUACUAAGGCUGAAGGAGAAGAAGAAUCCACAAGCAAAAUAGAUGUUGAUGACAAGCAAAAUGAGGUUAUCAACAGUGUGCUGUCAGAGAAACUCAGUGAUGCGCAGAGUGUGAAAGAUGCUGGGUCUAUAAGCCUCAAAGGUGGUGAAAGUAAAACUCCUAGUAAACCGCGUGUUGUUAUAAGGAAGCCUCUUUUUAAAUAUUGUUACCAGUGUGGUCGUUCAGUGGGUGUGUACCUACUGCCCUGCACCCGCUGCCGAGAGGUCUUCUACUGCAGCAAGUCCUGUAAGUUCAAGGCCUGGACUAACCUGCACAAAAAGGAGUGUCUCCGAGUUACAGACUUGAGUCAAGAUGUUGCUGUUGCUCAUAUGAGACUGAGAAAGGAUCAAGAUACAGUAAAAAUCUAUGAAAAUUACAGUUUCAACUGAUUUCGAAUAUGAAGAAAAACAUGUUCAGUGUUAAAACAUCCAAUUAAUUUUUAAUCAAACUCUGAGAUGCAGAGAGCCCAAAUCAUCUUUUGGCAGAUGCAAAAACUAGGCAGGGUGCCAUUGCAGAGCUUUCUUUGAGGUGUCAAGUAAUCUAAGUGCAUGUGGUUGGGGUGUGGGAGGUAGCCAGAGGCCCUAGUGAUCAUGCACUCGUAAAAUAUGGGGAAAGUGUGCAGGCUCCACGCAGAGCGCACCACAAGCAGGGAUCAACUAAAAUGAGAUGUUUACGUUACUUCUCAUGUAACAUUUUUGUGGUUUUAGUUGCUUAAUUAAUGUCAUGUUCAUGCCCCCGUGGUUAUGAAUUUUUAAUUAUUUUUUAAUAAUCCUUUUUGAUUGUUGCUAUUUUAUAAAUCAUGAAAGUCUUCAGCAUGAGUCGCUGUUUUAUGACAUCUGUUUCUAAAUAAUAAUUUACUUGUCUGAAUUAAGGCUUUGGUUUGGAAAGAGACAGUGCAAGUGCAAUUUUAUGUGUUGCAGAUUAGAAUUCCUUUAUCAGUGUUAAUGAAAUUAUGUUGAGUCGAUUCAGUGCUAUUUUGUUCUUAUUUUUUAACUGAGUUUUUAUAUGACAUUAUCAGAAAAUAUUUUAAUAAAGACAGUAAAAUGUUUGGGAA